AUGUCCCGGCCUGCAGCAAGUGUGGUUACAGUCAUGGCCUGCUCUACCUAUCUGCUGUCAUUUAGGCGGCUGGGCGUUAUCCCAGGUUCUGAGGGUUUAACCGGGAGGGCCUACUCAUUGCCUUGCGUUGCCAGGGCCGCUGAAUCUUAUCCUUAGUGACAGUUGGGAGGCUUUAAUCUGAAGGUAAUCUUAGCUCUGUGGGGUCACAGUCUCAAUCUGAUGGCUCACUACGCAGGGGGCCGUGGCUUAGUGUGGUAUACGUGCCUGUAGCUUCCUGAUCUGUCCUCUCCAACUUAACUAUAUAUACUGUAGGCCGCACAUACAACACAUCCGCCCUUCUAUGAUGCAGUGACAUAGUUCAGGAGACAGGGGUCAGACCUCAGAUGUGCAUUUAACACGGACUUUGUUGAGAAUAUGAAGAUGAGAAUAUGACAGAAAUAGCAUUGACUCAUUCCCAGUCCAUUCUUUUCAACUACUGUACUGUUAAGGUUGCCAACUCAGACCGAGCUCAUUCCAGGAAAUUAAAUAGGGCUUUCAACAUUGUUUACAAUUGAAAGAAAGUGUACCCAAACGCAAUUGUUUACAAUUGUUUAGGUACCUAUUUAUUUAAUCUCCCAGAAUAGCUUCAGAGCUUGCCAGGAGGUACAGGUUGAUUACAGAAUAGUUCAGGCCAAGCCAGGUGGGUUGGCAACCCUAUGGCUACAGUUGUUGUUGCCCUGAAUACAUUGUUUACUGGGGACACCCUGUGGAUUUAAAGAGAAAUGCAGCUUUUACAGAGAUUUCUUUUAGAUGUCCUUCAAAGAGUAAUAUGCUGAUUCAAUAAAUUAGGUGUCUUCACAUUUGUGUGUCUUAACUGACUUCACAAGUAUAUUUCAAGUAUUUUAUUUUAGUAGUCAUUUCAUUUUAAGACCCAGCUCCUCACAGCUUACUUUUGACUUCCUUUCCCAAAUCUGUUUUCCUUCCAGGUGAGCAGGUGGCAGUGUUCCGGGGCACAGAGGGCAAAGCCUACGUGGUGGAUGCCUACUGCCCCCACUUGGGAGCCAACCUGGCAGUGGGGGGGCGUGUGGUGGGGCAGAGCAUAGAAUGCCCGUUCCACGGCUGGCAGUUUCGGGGGGAAGAUGGGAAGUGUGUGAGGAUCCCCUAUGCAGAGAAAGGUGAGAAGCCACGACCAACUCAAUGUAAUGUAAUUUAAUCAUGUUUAUAAUGUAUCCAGCUAAAAUAAUGUGGGAUUCUACUUCUGUCAACUAUGCAAUCUUUCGUGACAGCCUUAACAUUAGUAGCUGAUUUGGUUCUGGGCGCCGAGAUUGUAAACAGUGUAAUGUCUUACAUUUGAAAAACAGAUUGAUUUGUAAUUUAGAGCAAUAUAAUGAUUUUGUGUAUUUUCCCUCUGUGGAUCCUUAGUGCCAGAAUUUGCUAAGGUGCGCUGCUGGCGCAGUAUGGAGACCAAUGGUCAGGUUCUGGUGUGGUUCCACUGUGACGGAGAGGAACCUGGCUGGACAGUACCAGAGCAGGGGGAGAUCACACGAGGGGAAUGGGUCUAUCGGGGACGCACUGAGCACUUCAUCAACGCACACAUAGAGGUUUGUUGUCUGUUGUAGAUGUGCGCUUGGGUGUGUGUGUGAUAAAGUAAUAGUCUUAAUGUGACACUUGUUUUGUAUAUAUUUUUUUGUUUUACCAUAUGAUUACUUUAGGUAUGUGUUCUUUUGUAAAUCCUUAAGACUUUGCCUUAUAAAGUGAAAGCCAACUGUGCAUUUUCCUCUCUGUGACUGCCCCUUGUAGGAGAUCCCUGAGAAUGCAGCAGAUAUUGCCCACCUGGCCCACUUGCACACACCAGGCAUUGUGAGUGGGGUUGACCUGCGCUACACCAACAGCAAGACCUGGGAGUUUGUGAGGCACGACUGGAAGGUAAGGGCUUCCUGACCAUGUGACCUUACCACUCUAGGCCUACUUAUAUAUACGUUUAGAACUUCUUUAAAUGGUGCCUCAAUGGUGUGUCCUUACAAAUACUUGAUGGUGUGUGUGUGUGUGUGUCUGUGUGUGUGUUCCAGGUGCAAUGGGAACCUGAGUCUGAGCCCACUAAGCACUGCUCCCAGAUGCUGGUGAAACAUGCCCUGACGGUGUUUGGUCGCCACUGGCCUCUGAUGGACAUGGAUGUAGUGGCUCGACAGGUACAGAUGAUCGCAGACAGACAGACAGACAGACAGACAGACAGAGAGGCAGGCAGACAAACAGACAGACUAGAUAGUGUUCAGAAAAUGGUGACCCUGAGUUACUGAAUUCAGUCAUAAAACACAGCUGAAGUCAUCAUUGUCAACAAGUGUGUCAGCCAAGGCCACCCAGUGCCAAGACUGCUCUUGGUUUUAGCCUCUCCGUCAGCUAAGAUAUAUAUCACCGUCUCAAAGGAACAAACUGACCAUUCAGACAGCUUUGUCACCUCUUGUUUUCGCUUCACUGCUUUGGAUUUGUGUACAUGGCUGCUUCCAAACGAGCUGCCUCAGUCACUAUGGUGAUGUUGAACAGGCCCUUUGGCAGUGUGGAGACGACCUAUAACUCUGUCUUAGGUCAACUGGGGUUGGACAGAGUGGUGCCUGGCUGCUGUAGAGACAGAACAUAGAAUAGUAUCCAAACUCUCAUCAUAGAAGGCAAUUAACAUUCACCUUAGUAUCAAUAACAGUGUUUCAGUCUGAUGUGUCCAGCACUAUAAGCCAACAAAAUUUUUUAUGGAUGGUCCAUUUAGUUCUGCCCAGGAUUUUGUAUACACUAUAUUUAGUACAUGCGCAUGAUGUGUACAUGUCAAUAAUAUAUGUCUGUGUGUUCCAGGUUGGUCCAGGGGUGGUGUUCCUGCUGUUCGACCACAGUUUCCUGGGUCAGGGUGUGAUCAUGCACUGUGUGACGCCUGUGGAGCCUCUACUGCAGUGUGUGUCCCACACCAUCUUCUACCAGAGCAACAUCCCGCCACUGGUGCCCAAGUUCAUCCUGAGGGCAGAGUGCAUCCAGGUACCAUGUAUCCCCGCCAUGUUGCCCAGCUUACUCCUGCCCUCAGACUCUCGUACACACGUUAUAACGCACAGGAAUUGUACUGUACAGCCAACGAUCAAACUGUUCUCACUGUGAUACAUCAUAUUACAAACACCACGAAUAUCAUGCAUGUCAAUUCAUACACAUUAUUAGUAUCCUUAAUAAUAUUCAAUUUAUCAUAAUCUGGUGAAUAUACAGGAUGGUAGAAUAUAUGGUAGACUUUGAAAUGUGACUUUUAAAAAGUCACUAAUUUGCCUUUUUUUUUGCUUUUUAUGUGAACAUUCUUGUCAGAUUGAUCACUACUUAUUUCAGGUUUUGAUGUAACUAACCCCUUGUUGUUCUGACUGGUUUGUGUCCCAGUUUGAGCGGGACGUGAUGAUCUGGAACAAUAAGAAGUACAUCUCUAAGCCCCUGCUGGUGAAGGAGGAUUCUGCCAUCCAGAAACACAGGCGCUGGUUCAGCCAGUUUUACAGUGACAACAGCCCUCGCCUGCGCUACCAGCACAACACGAUGGACUUCUAA
Coregonus sp. 'balchen' is the source of this 3540-nucleotide messenger RNA. The record is from the annotation of a GenBank genome assembly. Lineage: Eukaryota; Metazoa; Chordata; Actinopteri; Salmoniformes; Salmonidae.